AUGAGUCUUUUCACAGAAAUUCGUGCAAUAAUUGAUGAAAUAAAAGGGAUGUGCGAGGUUGACAAAGACUGUGAAAGACAAUUCUAUAAUUUGUUGAACGAAUUUAAAACAAAUCCAGUAAAUUCUAAAACAAUUUACACGAAAUUGCUGAAUUUAUUUAGUAACAAUGUCGAUUUACAAGAUAAAAUACGCUUGACAAUAGAAAAAUUCAAAGAAAAACCAGAAGAAAUAACAACAAGAGUAAAUUCAUUCAUAAAUUAUGUAAUGGAGAACUACAAACUUGACAAUUUACGCAUCAAAAUAAACAAUAUCGUUUCGUUCCUAUCAGAAGAUCUAAUAAACGUUGAUAUCGCAGAAGAAUGGUUUUUACGAAAUUUUCCAGAUAUUCAACUCUCUGUGAUACAAGAACAAUUACAUCUACUCACAUGGGAUUUGCAAAGAUCACGUGCUCAAUUUAGUCAUUCUUUAUCAAGCGGAUUCCCUGUUUUAAGUCUUUUACCAGAAAAUUUUUAUUCUUUUCGAUUUCGACAAAUUCCACGCGAAAUCAAGUUCAUUGUAUCAGCAACGCUACUCAACAAGGAGCCAGAAACACAGACAUCGAUCUACAAACUACUAAAACUCUUUGGAUCACAAGUUAUUACAGCAGAAAUUGCUUUGAAUUGGAUGAACGAAAUUGAUUCUUUUUUAACUCCUUAUUUUGAAGAAUUAAUGUUUACAAAUGAACCUUUAUCGUUACAUCCAUCUAAAAUCAUAAGAUUAUUCCAAACUUAUAUGGCAGAUGAACAAAUUCAAUGGGCGAUCGGAGAUCAUAUGAAUAAACUACUUCUGACCACAAAACAAUUGAAAUUUGUUUGCCCAAUGGCUGCUUGUGCUGAUAAAUCUAUGAAAAAUCAACCAGAAAUUAGAACUGAAAUUGAUAUCGACGAUAUUCAAUCGGCUUCGUAUAUUAUUGAUAUGAGAUCAAACAAAAUGUUUAGAUUUGCUAAAGAAAUCGUUAACCAACCGCAGCAAAUUUUUACGAAUUCAGCUUUAGAAAAAAUGUAUGGAAAAAAUGUACCAAAAUGCGACCAACAGACCAAGAAAGAUUUAUUCUCUGGUAUUGUGUUGAAAAGAAGCCUAGAAAUUUGCAAAAAUUGUGAAAAAAUGAAAUUUGAUUUUCAAAGACAAAUUGAACAUGAAGUUCCUUGCUCUUCUCCUUUGUUUAGAGGAAAAUACAAGCAAUAUAUGGAGAAACCAUCAGCUUUGAGAGCUUUGGUUAACCUCGGUUUGCAAUCUAAUCUUUCUGAGGUUUCUAUUGAAAUAGCAAUAGAAUGUUUGAGAUCGAUAGCUGCUAAAAUUGUUGGAAUCGAAGAAAUUUUUAGUGAAUUCAUCGAAAAAACGGUUAGAGAAUUUGAUAUUAGAUAUUUAAGUGAAGAUGCGGCACUUGCAUUAUAUUAUUUGAUGGAAUUUGCAAGAUUCGUUGAAGUUGCUGACUCGGGUUCCCCAGUUGAUGAAAUUGGAGAUUUAAUUUUAGAAGAAAAUCCUCCAUACAAAGAAUUUGGUGAAAAGCCAACAUGUAAUGCUGAUGUAGUUGUUAAAAAAUUCAUGGCAUGCAUAGGAAAUAUAUCAAAAUUAGGAAUUGACAAAGUGAUAUCACAAAAUCCAUCGGGUAUAUUCAUUUUAGGGGAGCAGUUUUGUUUCAUGUUAAAGCCAUCAGAUAGCGGAAUCGUACUAGAUAAUAUUAUUAAUCCUUUCUGUAAGCAAAAUGUUUUGUAA
Messenger RNA from Trichomonas vaginalis G3, 1755 nucleotides. RefSeq lists its product as uncharacterized. The transcript has a single exon. The coding region runs from base 1 to 1755 and encodes 584 amino acids. Lineage: Eukaryota; Parabasalia; Trichomonadida; Trichomonadidae. The record is from RefSeq and is a predicted model, not a curated record.